Ctenocephalides felis (cat flea) is the source of this 815-nucleotide messenger RNA. It is a transcript of the gene Sbds, whose product is annotated as ribosome maturation protein SBDS. Gene Ontology annotation, biological process: cytosolic ribosome assembly; ribosome biogenesis. The record is from RefSeq and is a predicted model, not a curated record. Lineage: Eukaryota; Metazoa; Arthropoda; Insecta; Siphonaptera; Pulicidae. Bases 57 to 815 code for a protein of 252 amino acids. The transcript has a single exon.
UCAAGUAAAGACAUUAACCUAACCUUUCUCUGAAAUAACAAAACAAUCAAUAAAAAAUGUCUCGAAUAUUUACACCUACAAAUCAAAUAAGAUUAACAAAUGUAGCAAUAGUUCGUAUGAAGAAGGGAGGAAAAAGAUUUGAAAUAGCUUGCUACAAGAAUAAAGUUGUGUCAUGGCGCAAUGGUAUAGAAAAAGAUAUCGACGAAGUUUUGCAAACCCAUUCUGUAUUUACUAAUGUAUCUAAAGGACAAAUAGCUAAGAAAGAAGAUUUACAAAAGUAUUUUGGUAAAGACGACGAGACGGCAGUAUGUAAAGAGAUUUUAUCCAAAGGAGAACUUCAGGUAUCUGAUAAAGAACGCAAUUCACAAUUAGACUUAUUAUUUAAAGAUAUAGCAAUGACAGUUACAAAUAAAUGUGUCAAUCCCGAUACUAAACGCCCAUAUCCGGUAACUAUGAUAGAAAAAGCAAUGCGAGAUGCUCAUUAUUCAGUAAAACCCAAUCGAAGUGCUAAACAGCAAGCUUUAGAUGUUAUUCCAUUAUUAAAAGAAAAUAUGCCAAUUGAAAGAGCUCAGAUGAGAUUACGAAUAGUAUCUUCAGGAAGAGAAAGUAAAGUAGUUCGGGAAAAACUUUUAAAAUUAAUAACAACUAUAGAAAGUGAAGAAUGGGACAAUGCGACAUUAAAUUUAGUUUGUUUAACAGAUCCAGGACAUUACAGAGAAAUUGAUGAAAUUGUAAGAUGUGAAACAAAAGGAAAUGGAUUAUUAGAACUGUUAAAUCUUAAAGCAAUUGUUGAAGAAGAUGAACUAAUUGAAUAA